AUGUCGACUGUCCUUCCUGCUAGCCUCGAUGGCGAUGAGCUUAUCAAGACCUACAUCGGCGCCGCAACAUGGUCGUUUAUCCAGGACAAGUUCACUGCGUAUGGAAAGGAGACGCUCAUCAAAGUGAUUCGAUUUGUCGUCGACGAGUGUAUUCCCGCCGAGAAGCUCUACCACGCCCAAGUCUCGACCGACCCGGAGAAGCGAUGGAAGAUUGUUCCCGAGAUUGUCGAGCAGCUCAAGAAGAAGGCCAAGUCGCAGGGUCUGUGGAACCUGUUCCUGUCCGGCAAGCACUAUCCCGACGUUGGUUCGCCACUUAGCAACCUCGAAUACGCUGUGAUCGCCGAGAUGACGGGCCGCUGCUCUCAUUUCGCUUCCGAGUCUCUCAACUGUGCUGCGCCCGAUACCGGAAACAUGGAGGUGUUUGCCAAGUACGGCAAUCAGCAGCAGAAGCAGACCUGGCUUAAACCUUUGCUCAACGGCGAGAUCCGUUCGGCGUUUGCCAUGACCGAGCGCUUUAUCGCCUCGUCGGACGCCACCAACAUCCGCACCUCGAUCCGCCAGGAGGGUAACGAGAUCGUCAUCAAUGGUCACAAGUGGUGGAUUUCGGGUGCAGGUGACCCGCGGUGUGCUGUUCAUCUGGUGAUGGGCAAGUCGGAUCCAGAGAACAGCAACAGUCACCAGCAGCAGAGUCUCGUCAUCGUGCCCGCCAACGCACCGGGCGUCAAGGUGGUGCGACCGAUGCACGUGUUUGGUUACGACGAUGCACCCGAGGGUCACUGUGAGGUUAUCUACGACAAUGUGCGCGUACCGCUCGCUAACCUGGUCCUAGGUUGGGGCAAAGGUUUCGAAAUCAUCCAGGGUCGUCUGGGACCUGGACGUAUCCACCACUGCAUGCGCACCAUCGGUACUGCCGAGCGCGCUCUUGACCUUAUGCUCGCUCGCUGCACCGAUCAGCGCAAAAGGGCGUUUGGCAAGACGCUCUCGGAACACGGCACCAUUGUGCAGAACAUCGCGUGGGCACGCAUCAAGAUCGAGCAAGCGCGUCUGCUCGUGCUUUCGGCGGCCAACAUGAUCGACAAGACCAACGCCAAAGGUGCCAUGCGCGAGAUUGCUAUGAGCAAGGUCGCCGUAGUCAACGACGCACUCAGCGUGCUCGACAUGUCAAUGCAGGCGCACGGCGCUGAGGGUGUUUCGCAGGAUACCAUUUUGGCAUACGCCUACGCGCAACUGCGGACGCUGCGCUACGCUGAUGGUCCCGACGAGGUUCAUCUGCAGCAGCUCGGCAAGCUCGAAUUGCGAAGAGCACCCCAAGUGUGGGAGAGGCUCAACAAGACCAAUGCAAUCUCGGACGCCUUGCUUGCCAAGGCUGGUAUCAAGUCUCACCUGUGA
Molecule: messenger RNA, 1389 nt
Organism: Mycosarcoma maydis (corn smut)
Lineage: Eukaryota; Fungi; Basidiomycota; Ustilaginomycetes; Ustilaginales
Exons: 1
Coding region: 1-1389 (462 amino acids)
Molecular function (GO): flavin adenine dinucleotide binding; oxidoreductase activity, acting on the CH-CH group of donors
Source: RefSeq, a predicted model, not a curated record